CCUCAUAUCAAUCGACAUGGACAUGACCAGGCAGCUACCCGAGGACAUGCUCCUGGACGUCCUCCGCCGCCUCCCUCCCCGCAGCCUCGCGGCGUCCCGCUGCGUUCGCAAGGGAUGGCGCGCCGCCGUCGACGGCCACCGCCUACUGCGCACGGACCUUCUCCCGCUCUCGCUCGAUGGCGUCUUCCUCGAGCUGCGUGACCUGGACCUGCCCCUCGAGCGGAUGGAGCACCCCAUGCCCGCGCUCUUCUCACGCCGCACCACGGCGCGCCGGAUCGCCGCCAGCCUUGGCUACCCGGACACCCCCUCCUGGGUGGAGUUACCCGCAGCGCCCCCCCGGUGCUGCGAUCUCUGCAUGAGCGGUCACUACCUCGUGUUUGAUCCGACGGUGUCGCAGCACUACGAGGUGCUCUCGGUCCCGGACAUACCAUGGAGCCUUCCGACGGGGCACAUUUCCAAGCAUGCGUGCGAGGAUAAGCCGGUGUCCGAGAUGGAGUGGCCGCCUUCGCCGUACGUCGUGGAUGUCUUCUCCUCAUGGACCGGUGAGUGGAAGGAGAGGUCGUUUGUUCGGGAAGGGAUGGCCGCGGGAACGGUCGCCGGUUGUAGGUCGAAGGAAAGACGCAUAUUGCGUUACGCUGCUUACUGGCGUGGAGCACUCUACGUCUCUUGCGAAGACGAUUUUGUUUUGAGAAUGAACUUGUCAAAUGAUAAAUACCAAGUAAUUCAGUGCCCUCAAGGAAAGAAGCUAGCGUCUUAUGCACCUCGUCUCGGCAAAUCCAAGAAGGGUGUCUAUUGCGCAUUCCGUGUUGCACGUGAUGCAUUCCAGCUAUGCUGGGGGAUCCUGGAUCUUACAAGCGACAGUGACGAAGAGCUAGUCGAAGACAACUCUGAAUGGGAUCCGAACAAUGAUAAUGUGGUUAGCGCUGAAGAUUGGGUUGCCAAGCACAGUUCUAACUCGACAAUUGAUUUUCUUGGAUUUCAUCCUUACAAAGAGAUUGCUCUGUUUGAAUCGAGCGGCAAUGUAAUGGCCUACCAUAUGAACACUUUGAAGGUUCGGGAUCUGGGUCAUAUUAAAAUGGGGAGGAACGAGAUUGAAUGUUCUUUCCCGUACAUGCCAUGUUGGAUUGGCCCGUUACCUGGAAGCCAUUAUAGAACCCAGUUUUGUCCAUAG
This is a messenger RNA of Triticum aestivum (bread wheat), 1171 nucleotides long. RefSeq lists its product as uncharacterized. The transcript has 4 exons. The record is from RefSeq and is a predicted model, not a curated record. Gene Ontology annotation, molecular function: protein binding. The coding region runs from base 17 to 1171 and encodes 384 amino acids. NCBI's taxonomy places the organism in Eukaryota, Viridiplantae, Streptophyta, Magnoliopsida, Poales, Poaceae.